Messenger RNA from Closterium sp. Naga37s-1, 5415 nucleotides. NCBI's taxonomy places the organism in Eukaryota, Viridiplantae, Streptophyta, Zygnematophyceae, Desmidiales, Closteriaceae. The record is from the annotation of a GenBank genome assembly.
AUGGGCAAGAGGAACAAAGGGCGGGGCGGACAGCGGAACCAGCAGCCCGCUCAGCAACGCCAGGUGCUGCCGCAGCCGCAGUGUCAGCAGCAGGCGCAGCAAGGGGAGGCGGACGGAAAGGCGGAGGAUGGGAAGAGGGAGGAUUCCGCGAGCGGCGCUGCGCAGAACGCGUCGCAGCAGCAAGGCUGCGGUGAAGAUGGGGUUGUGGCGGCCGUGCUAGUCCCUGUUGAAGCCAACUCGCCAAGCAACGUGCCCGUGGCAGCAGCUCUCCGGGGGUGCAACGAGGAGGGCAUGGGGGGUGAAGACGCGGUGGCGGGGGGCAGUGGUGGUGAGGGAGUGAUGGAGGGCGUGGCCACCAUGGCGGCACAGCAAGCAGCGGUGGCAGCCAGAGAGGCAGCCGCGGGGGAGAGGGAGGAAGGGGUGACGCAGAGGGAGGAGCGAGUGAGGGCGAGGGAGGAGAGGGUGAAGGAGAGGGAGGAGAAAGUGAGGGUGCGGGAGGAGAAGGUGAGGGCGCAAGAGGUGGAGUGGCAGAAGCAGAGAGGCACGGCUGCUGUGGCUGCCACGAUUUCUGGUGGCGGAAAAGUGGCUUCACAGGCGAAGAUGGCUGAUCUGUGCCGCAGGGAGAAGCAGCUACAGGCAAACCAGGCAGCGGUGGCGGCGCAGCAGAGGCAGGUGUUUGAGGUGGAGCGGGAGCUGGCGGGGCGGGAGAGGGCUCUGCAGCAGGCCUGGGCUCAGCACCGCCUGCACCUGCAGACCAUUGGGUGGACUGCGGCACAAGGGGGCGGGGCGCAGGGGCAGGCGCAGGGGCAGGGGCAGGGGCAGGGGCAGGGGCAGGGGCAGGGGCAAGGGCAGGGGCAGGGGCAGGGGCAGGGGCAGGGGCAGGGGCAGGGGGGACAGGGAUUGCAACAAGAGAAGGAACAAGGGGGCGAAGUAACGGUUGUAGGUGCGCCUGUGGCUGCUGGCUCGACUGGAAGGAAAGGGGAAGGGGGAGGAGGUGAUGGGGCAUCGGAUGUGGGAAGGCAGAAGAGCAGUGAGGGGCUUGUGGGACUGCAAGAGGGGGGAGGCAGUGGAGGGGACAGGGAUGUGGGUGCAGGGAGUGGUGAUUUGAGCUUAGAUGAUGCUGACGGUGCUUUUGCUGCUACUAGUGCUGCUGGUGUUGCUGGUGCUGCUGGUGCUGCUGGUGCUGCUGGUGGUACUGGUGCUGCUGGUGGUACUGGUGCUGCUGAUGCUGCUGGUGCUGCUGGUGCUGCCAGUGCUGCUGGCUUGGAGGGGGGCGGGGAGGGAGGGGCGAGAGCAGAGAUGGUGGGGGCAAGAGAGGGGAAGUCGGGAAGGGAGGGGGAAAAGGUGGAGGAGAGGCGAGGGUUGGCUGGGAAAGGGGAGCAGCAGGUGGGAAAAAAAGGGACAGAAAUGGAGGGGGAAGAUGAUGCAGGUGGUGCUGCGGAGGAAAGAGACGAGGAGCAGCAAAAGGUUGAGGAGGUUGGCAUGGAGUCAGACGCAGGAGGAGGGAGGGAUGCAGUGAGGGAUGGCAAUGAGGGUGUGGGAGGCCCCAGGGGGGCCGCAGAGGCAGAGAAAGAAAUAGAGGAGGAGAUGAGGUUGGGAGGUCAGGAUAGGGCUGUGACGGGGGGUGGAGGAGCGGUGCAAGAGAAGGGGUCUAAAGAGGGGGCGAUGGAGGGAGAGGGGAGGGACGGAAACGAGGCACGGGUUUUUGUGAACGUGAGAGAGGAGGCUGAGGGAGGAGGCGAGGGGGAGCAGCAGGGAGAGGAAGAGGUGUUGCGAGAGGGGAACAGGGGGAGAGGGGGGGUUGGGUCAUGGGGACAAGGGGGAGCAGAGGUUUGGGGAACUGGACAAGGAUUGGACAGGGAAGGAAGGGAAGGGGGAGAAUGGGGAUUGGGAAAGGGAGUAUCGAACAGAGUAAAAGAGGAGAGAUGGGCGGAGGGAGAGAAGGCCGAGUUGAGAGAAAGAUUUGAGGAGGGAUGGGGUGGGGGAGGGGAAGGUGCAUGGGGAAGCGAACAAGAGGAGGAAUUAGGAGGUGAGAGAAAAAGAUGGAGAGGGGAAGGAGGAGGAUGGGGAGUGGAUGGGGAGGGGAUGUCAGGAGGAGCGAGCGAGAGUGGAUGGGGGCGAGGAGGUGGGGAGAAUCAGUGGGGCAGGGAAGGGAGCGAAGAGGGAUGGGCAAGGGGGUAUGGUUCGUGUGCACAGGGGAGGUCAGGAUGGGGCAUGGGGGAGAGUAGUUUGGCUCAGGGGAGGGGUGAGGAGCAGCAGAAGGGGGAGCAGCAGAAGGGGGAGCAGCAGAAGGGGGAGCAGCAGAAGGGGGAGCAGCAGGGCGAGGAUGGGUGGGAGGGGGGUGCGGACGCGGGAAGGCCAGGGGAGAAUGGGAGGAAGAAGAGGAGGGCCAAGGCGAAGAGGCAGAGGCAGGAGCAGCUGCUCACGUGUGGACUCAACUGGGGUCGUGCAAGCGCAAGCGGGCAAGGCGAGGUGUUCACGGGGGGUCAUGCUCCCGGCCCUCCUCCUCCUGCUCCUGACGCUCCCCCUCCUGCUCCUGGCGCUGCUGAUAAUUCCCCCCUUGCGCUGCCAGCUCCCCUUCCUGCAGCAUCAGUGUUGCCAGUUGGCCGUGCGAGGGACGCGGGAGAGGGGGAAGGAGCAAGGGCGGAGUCAUGUGGGCAGGCGGGAGGGCACCAAGUUGGGGGGGGUCAGAGGAGGCCGAAGCAGGAGGAGGAGGAGUGGGAAGGGUUGGGAAUGGGCGUGCAGGGUGAUGGUGAUACUGGGAGCAUGCUGCUGAACUAUAGUGCUGCUGCUGAGCCAGGAGCCUCUGGACCAGCAGCAGCAACAACGGGAGCAGAAGUGAAGGUCGAAGCAGUGGUGACUGCAGAAGCAGGCACAGCACAGGCAGCAGCAGCAGAGGCAGGUGCAGACGUGGCAGCAGGUGUGGGGACGGGCGCGCAAGAGUGCAGGGUGGCAGUGAAAAUGGAGGCAGUGGGUGGAGAUGCAGAGAUGCAGGGAGGAGGCCGUGAGGGCUGGACGUGGGAUGGGUGUGGUGGAGGUGUGGCGGGAACAAGGCAAGGAUUGGGAGGUGCGAUGGAUGAAGGACAAGGGGGCUAUGACGAACAGAAGCAGGAUCAGGGGCAGGGGCAGGGGCAGGGGCAGGAACAGGGACAGGGGAAGGGGGCAGCGUGGAGAAGGAAGCAGAAGAGAAAGAGGAAGGCAGCUGCCAAGGCAGCAGCAGCGGAAGCAGGGACGAGCGAGGCCAAGGAGGCAAAGAGCCACGGCACAGCAGCGGAAGCGCUGGAGUCAGACGCACCGGGGCUGCUGCAGGUGCUGCAGCAGAGGGGGCUGCUGCGCGGCAUCCAGCUCUUCGACCUCGCCUUCAUGCGCUCAGCAGGAACAGCAGGACCACCAGAAGCAGCAGCAACCGGCGGCAGUGAGGAGCAGCCGCACACUGCCCCCCACGCUGGUCUCCUCCCCUCUCAGAGGGGCGAGCUGGGGGACGGGGUCGGUGGGGCUGAUGUCAGCUGUGGCAACGGGAUGGCGGGGCAGAGGGGGGAGAUGGGGGUGGAUGGGGUGGAUAGGGUGGAUGGCGAGGGGCAGGCAGGGUGUAAGAUGGAGUGGGAUGAGGGAGGGGUGGGUGCUGGGCCUGGCGUUUGGACAGAGCUUGAGUGCACGCACUCUGGUGAUGCUGUGGCAAUGCCUCAAGCAGAAGCAGCAGCAGCAGGAGGAGGAUCAGGAGCAGGAGAAGCAGCAUCAGCGCCAGUGGCAGUGCCCUCUGACUUCUCCGACCUGCAGAGGAUUCUGUCCCGGCUCUACUCGCACACGUGGGAGCGCCUGCCAGGGCAGGUGGCGGGGGUAGGGGGCGGAGCAGGAGCAUGGAAUCGGCCAGCGUACUGCGUGGAGAACCUCGUCGCUCUCAUCACCCAGGCGCACGCGGUGCAGCAGGCGGGGUGGCAGGUGUCGUGGGGCUGGUGUGGGGCCAUCCGCUGCUUCCUCUUUGUCUUCCCAGACCACAACAGGAUCAUAUUGGAGGCGCCAGAGUACGGCAAGGCGACCUACUUCUUUGAGCUGGAAGCGGGGGUGGCGGUGCGCUGGCAGCUGCAGCGCCUGCUCGCUGUCUUUGGCGCCGCCUCUGUGUCGCGCAUCGACGUCAUCACCAACCUGCCUCUUGAGAAUGAUAAAAAGCGUCUCUUCCUUUCUUCCCGCCAGGUGGGAGUGGACCUAUCGGAGGAGGAGGCGGGGCGGUUGGAGCGGUACGGGUGGGUGCGGGGCACGGGCAUCGGCGAGCUCCUCAACUUCUGCCACCGCCUCCGCCACGACUACUCCUUCCCUGGCCCCGAGCCUGCGAGCAGAGUGGAGGCAGCAGGGUGGGUGCAGAGCAUAGAGGAGUGGAAGAGGCGCAUUGCCCUGCGGCUGAGGGAGGGGCGGCAGCAGGGCCGGUGCUCCCGCCUGCACCGCUACUGCCAGCAGCGUGCCUCACAGCACACUCAUGCUCUCAAAAGUGGUCUGCACAAUGGUCUGCAGGCCGAUGGGCACGGGGUGUUUGAUGCGAGCAGAGGGCCUGUUGGGGCUGCCGUGAUGCCGUCAACUCAGAAGUUCCCGGAAACUGCUGUAGCAGCUGGAGUCACUCCUAUGGCUGCCCCACUGCAGCAGAUUGACUGUGAUCUUGCUCAACACUCGCUGCAGCAUGAGAAGCAGCAGCGGCAACAGCAAGCGCAAAACCCGCAGCAGCAGCAGCAGCAGCAGCAGCAAGCGCAAAAACAGCAGCAGCAGGGUGCAGUGAAAGAGGAGGAUUCUGAUGACGACCUUCCCUUGCAGGCCCUUGUGCGGCAACACCAGCAGAAAAAGACAAGGCGCGAGCAGACGCAGCAGCAAGGGCAGAAGAAGGUUGAUGGGAGGCAGGAAGGGAAAGAACAAGAAUGUGAUGCUGCAGGCAAGAAUACUGGAAGCAGGGGUGCAUUGGGGAGCACAGGAGGUGCCUGUAAGCACCAAGGACUGCUGUUGCAGAGGCCGAGUGAGAGUGCAGCAGAUGGUGCUACAGUGACCCCUGCAGUUGCUGCCACGACUGCAGCAAUAGGUGCUGUGGUGCACGUGAUAGGGACCUCAGUUCACAGUGUGACAGGCAGUGCUGCAGGUGCAGACAGCAAAAGCAAUGUGUUGUGCCAGAGGACGGAAGAGGCUGGAGACGAAGAGGGCGUUGACGCCGCCCGCGAGGAGGCACAGGGGCUGCUUAUAGCGGGAAUGGAGGCAUGGGAAGGGGUGGAUGCAAGGGGUCCUCUGGACGAGUGGGUGGAGGAGGAGGAGGAGGAGGAGGGAGUGAUGGGUGGAGAGGUGGAAAUGGCAGGUGAAGGAGAAAUGGGAGAGGGCGGUGGGGAGAUGGAGGGGCUGGCGAUGCAGGCUGGGAUGUGUAUGGCAGCAAAUGUCGUGGUUUGA